This is a messenger RNA of Lycium barbarum (goji berry), 756 nucleotides long. RefSeq names its product heat stress transcription factor A-9-like. The record is from RefSeq and is a predicted model, not a curated record. Gene Ontology annotation, biological process: regulation of transcription by RNA polymerase II. Gene Ontology annotation, cellular component: nucleus. Lineage: Eukaryota; Viridiplantae; Streptophyta; Magnoliopsida; Solanales; Solanaceae. Gene Ontology annotation, molecular function: RNA polymerase II cis-regulatory region sequence-specific DNA binding; DNA-binding transcription factor activity. The transcript is spliced from 2 exons. Bases 1 to 756 code for a protein of 251 amino acids.
AUGGCAAUGAACAAUGUCAAUCAAUUUUCUACUGGAGAAAACGGACAUGGUGCUGGUGUAAAACUACUACGGGGACCUACUAUUCCCGCUUUUGUAACGAAGACAUACCAUAUGGUGGAGGAUCCGAAUACGAACCCUAUCAUAUGCUGGAGUCCAUCUGGUACUAGUUUCGUUAUUUUGGAUCAUAUCAAAUUUAGCUCCGAGCUUCUACCCAAAUAUUUCAAGCAUACCAAUAUGUCAAGCUUCAUUUGUCAGCUCAAUAACUAUGGGUUCAAGAAGCUGAUUGGACUUCAAAAAUGGGAGUUUGAAAAUUAUUGGUUUCAAGCAGGGAAAAAAUACUUGUUGACUAACGUAAAGGGAAGAGGCAAAAAUCUGAAAGUCCAAAAAGAUUUUAGCCAAAAAACUUACUAUUACGGGGUAGAGGAAGAGUUGAGGAGCCAGAGAGAUCUCAACGAUACGUUGAAGUCAGAAAUCGAGAAGAUGAAGGAGAGACAAGAAGAUAUGGCUAAUGAAAUCACCACUUUGAAGGAAUACUUGGAGAAUUCACAGGCAGAGUCCAGGAAACUUCUCUGUUACGUUGCAAAAACAGUUAAACAAGUGAAGCGUGUUGUGGAACUUGUAAUCACGAGGAAACGAGCAGAGGAUACAACUGGAAGUAGCAAAAGCUCAUGGGAGAAGAUGGUGGAUGAUUUUUCAGCUAUUAAACAAGCACGCGAUACUUUGAAGAAGCCUAAGAUUGAGGAAGGAAAUGGAUGA